This is a messenger RNA of Didymella exigua CBS 183.55, 1362 nucleotides long. Its product is annotated as glycoside hydrolase family 17 protein. NCBI's taxonomy places the organism in Eukaryota, Fungi, Ascomycota, Dothideomycetes, Pleosporales, Didymellaceae. Gene Ontology annotation, biological process: cell wall organization; carbohydrate metabolic process. Gene Ontology annotation, cellular component: fungal-type cell wall; cell surface; extracellular region. Bases 61 to 978 code for a protein of 305 amino acids. The record is from RefSeq and is a predicted model, not a curated record. The transcript is spliced from 3 exons. Gene Ontology annotation, molecular function: glucan endo-1,3-beta-D-glucosidase activity; 1,3-beta-glucanosyltransferase activity.
CUCUCUCCGCCUCCCCAGAUCGACCCCUGUCUUCCUCGCGUUUCCAAGCCUCACAACACCAUGCGUUUCUCCGCCGUCGCUGCUACCGCCCUUGCGGCCAGCCCUGCCAUUGUCGCUGCCGCCAAGGGUACCAUGGGCUUUGCCCUCGGUACCAAACAGCCAUCUGGAAGCUGCAAGACCCAGUCCGACUAUGAAGCCGAUUUCGAUGCCAUCAAGAGCGGCUCCGGUGCCACGAUUGUCCGCGGAUACUCUGCUUCCGACUGCGACAGUGCAAAGAACAUUAUGCCCGCUGCCAAGAGCAAGGGCUUCAAGGUUGUUCUCGGUAUCUGGCCCGAUGUCGAGGAGUCCUUCGAGAAGGAUCUCAAGGCCAUUACCGAUGUUGCCAGCUCCUACACCGACUCCAUCUACGCCGUCACCGUCGGCUCUGAGACCCUAUACCGCGGCAACUUCACUGGCCCCGAGCUGAAGGAGAAGAUCAGCACCGUCAAGGGCAAGCUGCCUAAGGGCAUCAAGGUCGGCACCGCCGACUCGUGGAACAAGUUCGCCGAUGGAACUGGUGAUGCUAUCAUUGGCACCGCCGACAUCAUCAUGGUCAACGCGUUCGCCUUCUGGCAGGGCGCCAGCCGUGACAAUGCUACCCACACCUACCUCGACGACAUGUACCAAGCAGUAACCCACAUCGAAAAGGUCGCCGGUGGCGCCGACAAGAAGCCCGAGAUCUGGAACGGCGAGACCGGCUGGCCGACCGUCGAGGGCACCGACUACGACGAGGCCAAGGGCGGCCUGGACAACGCUAAGCACUUCUACCAGCACGGAUUUUGCUCACUGCUUGACUGGGGCUUCAACGCUUUCUACUUUGAGGCUUUCGACGAGCCCUGGAAGCCUGCUUCUGUUGGUGAUAAUGGAAAGGCUGCGGAUGAGACGGCUUGGGGUGCUAUGACUUCAGAGAGGAAGACGAAGUUCUCACUUCAGUGCUAGACGAUGGUGCUGAAAGGUGUUAGAGCAAGGGAGCAUGUGUAGAGCUUGGAUGUACAAUUGCACAUUUAGCGUAGAUCGAUCUAUUCACCCAUCUGAGGUGGUGCUUUUAACGAGGUCACCUUGUUCUAGGAACACUUCGCCGAUUCGACAAACUCCAUACCUGUAGGCGGGAAGAAACAAGAGACAUAGGAGAGCUUAUUCUCUAUCCAAUAUGGGCAUAUAAGACAAGCAAGACACAGGCUGAUUGCACAUACGAUAGAUGCUGCUAGAAACUAACACGGGUGCGGCCGUUCUCCCACCUCAAACGUGAGGCAUACCGGCGGUCAUCUUCCGAAUAUCCCCAUCGUCUUGAUAGAAUUGUCAUCUUUGGUAUCUCCAAAAGCC